AUGAUGUCUCUUAGAUCUCCGCUGAGGGCAUUCCCGACCUCGCUUCGGAUACCGCUAAUCUCCGGGACUUCGCGAAACUGUCUCAGAUAUGCCUCACUCAAUUCUGCCAUCGGCCGCGGGAUUCGCAGAUCACAGAGUGUAGAGGAUCCCAGUAACCUCUCUGACGACAACCGUGACCAUUCUCGUGACGAGAGAUCGUCGUUUAGGCCACGGGAUAACCGGAGAGACAAAGAAGGCCGUGACGGAUUUUCAAACCCCGAAUUUCGAAGAGACACUUUUAAUCGAAAAGGAGGCUUUCAGGGAUUGCCUCACGAAUAUCAGCGAGAUCGGGCUCCGCGAAGAUUUCGUACCGAAAAUGAUUCUGUAACUGCAACCAGGCGUCAUCAGCAAAACUACAAUCCAACUACAGACGCGCGAAGCAAGCACCGUGCAGGCCAAAAUGAAUGGAGGAGAAAGGAAGGCCACCCUGGGCCUCCAGCGCAAGGGAUUGAUGAAGACGAAUUCAUUCGGACAGGCAACUUUCGUGCAUUGCCCCUUGAACACCAACGGUUUAAAAGUGCUCUGAAGCCGCGCGACUACCAGGAAUCCCAUUCCGUGAACAAGAGCCGCCCAUCGUCGCAACAUAGCUCCUCGGCCCCCUCUCCACGUAAGGAACGUUCGCGCCAAGAUAAACUCGCAGCGCGCCAUAGGGCUACAGAGAAGAAACCCGAACGAGUGAAAGAACAUGUCAAAGUCCCGGAUACAAUCCCAUACACCACGCCCGCCUCCGAGUUCAUUUAUGGAACCACGGCUGUUGAAGCUACAUUGCGCUGUAGCCAGCGGCAACUAUACAAGCUCUAUUUGUACCAGGCAGCCGAAGAGGAGGAACUAAGUAAUACUAAAGUAGUAUUGCGGAAACUUGCUCUGUCAAAGAAUGUCAAAGUUAAGUUGGCAUUUGCCGAAUGGGACCGAUUACUCGACAAAAUGAGCGCAGGGAGACCCCAUAACGGCUGUAUCCUCGAGGCGUCACCCCUUCCGCGAACGCCUGUCCAAGCGCUCAAAUCCGUUGAACUCGAAGAGGCUCAAUUCCGAGUGGAACUUGCACCACAAACCAGAGAAGAAGCGAGUGUCAAUGGUACGAAUGACCGCAUAACAAUCAACUUUUCGGCUGCCCAACAAUAUAGGAGACAGCCACUCGUCCUUUUACUUGAUGGUGUAGUCGAUCCAGGAAACUUAGGCGCUAUACUUCGCUCCGCAUACUACCUUGGGGUCGAUGCCAUUGUCUUCGCCGGUCGAAACUCGGCGCCUCUGUCCCCAAUAACCAUCAAGGCCUCUGCCGGCGCCGCCGAGAACAUGACUCUCCUCGAGGUUAAGAACGAGGUAGAGUUUAUUCAGCGUUCUAAAGCCAACGGCUGGCGAUUUUAUGCUGCAGAUGCUCUUAGCUCGGACGCUACCUAUCUGGAUCCUACUUCGCUCUAUGACAGCAACCCUGUGACAGCUGGCGAGGGCGAACCUGCGGCUGGGAGCCCUAUCGGCCAAUCACCCAGCGUCAUCAUGAUGGGCAACGAAGGCUCUGGAUUAAGCAACCAUAUCAGAUCACAGGCCGAUUCUAUUGUGAGCAUUCCCGGCGCUAGGAUAAUCCCUGGCAUCGGAGCCGCGUCGGAUCCUGCUCGAGUCGACAGUCUUAAUGUGAGCGUCGCUGCGGCGUUGCUUAUGGAGAGGUUCCUCCGCGUUCCGCUUGGAGUUAGCCCUGUGCCGCGAAAACAGACUACUCGAUGA
Messenger RNA from Aspergillus puulaauensis, 1758 nucleotides. RefSeq names its product TrmH family RNA methyltransferase. Gene Ontology annotation, molecular function: RNA methyltransferase activity; RNA binding. Gene Ontology annotation, cellular component: mitochondrion. Gene Ontology annotation, biological process: rRNA methylation. Bases 1 to 1758 code for a protein of 585 amino acids. The transcript has a single exon. The record is from RefSeq and is a predicted model, not a curated record. Lineage: Eukaryota; Fungi; Ascomycota; Eurotiomycetes; Eurotiales; Aspergillaceae.